Gasterosteus aculeatus aculeatus (three-spined stickleback) is the source of this 8788-nucleotide messenger RNA. RefSeq names its product disks large-associated protein 1. Gene Ontology annotation, biological process: signaling. The record is from RefSeq and is a predicted model, not a curated record. Gene Ontology annotation, cellular component: postsynaptic specialization; glutamatergic synapse. Lineage: Eukaryota; Metazoa; Chordata; Actinopteri; Perciformes; Gasterosteidae. Gene Ontology annotation, molecular function: molecular adaptor activity.
CGCACGCACACACACACACACACACACACACACACACACACACACACACACACACACACACACACAUGCAUUCCAGCAGUGACUCUCUGUUGUGGUCGCCUCGCUUCUAAAAACGGACGUGCUUUUUGGAUUUAGCUGCCGGUGCCUCCGAUCCACGGCGGCGUGAGGAGCUGCUGCUGUCCGCCGCAAGAUAACUGGAGUUGACCAGUGAUACAGAGAUGUCAAUCCCUUCCAGUUAGCGACAACUGCAAUCAUGAGGAUAUAAAGGAGAGUCUGCAGCUCUCCUUCCAGGGACAGUCUCCUGCUGCCCUUCUCUGGUCACAGGCCUGCCUGGCAGCUCUCAUCCAUACCAUUCCUCUUUCCAACCACCCAUCCUUCCCCCCCUGUCAUGAAAGGCCUGUCCGGUAGUCGGAGUCACCAUCACGUGGUCUCCUAUGAACCAUCAUAUGAUCUACUGGGUCACCAUGUUGACCGCAAGCCAUAUUUAAUCAGUCAGAAUGACAUGCCUGUGCCCAUUCCCAUGCCGCAUCAAGCUGAGCUGUCCUACUACAACGCUCAGCGAACCCCGUACCCCUCUGAAAGCAACAGCAUCGUCCCAUACGGAACCUUCCCAAGGAGGUGCCACUCCACCUCCUCAUCCCACCAUCCUGAGGUAAAGGAUGAGUGUAUGGCCAUGGUACCAUAUAUAGUUGGAGGAGGGGGAGGAGGAGGAGGUGGAGGGGGCUAUGGGGGCAAAACGCCCACCCGGGUACCAGAGCCGUUUGAGCGCCAGCCAUCGUUCCCCAGAGAUGGCUACCACACACUGCAGUACAAACGAGGAGUGCUGGCCCACAGUGGGGGUGUGGGGGCGCAACACAACAACAAUGACAGCCCAGGCAGAAUUCGUCACCUGGUCCACUCAGUCCAAAAACUCUUCACAAAGUCACAUUCGCUGGAAGGGCCGCACCACCCACAAAACUCCAAGGGGGCCAAUAACGGGAGCGUUAAUGGUAGUGGUGGUGGAGGAGGAGGUGGUGGUGGUGGCUCAAGGGCCAACCCGGAGGGUGAGAUCCCACCAGUGGGAGUGCGCCAGCGGAAGCGCAGCAAGAGCCGCGAGCGCUGUCGGUCAGCGGAGCCCAAGCAUCGAAGCCACCACCACCCCCACCACCAGCUCCACGGCUCAGCGUCUGCUCCGGGCUCCGGGUAUUGGAGCUCAGACGACAACCUGGAACGGGAGCUGAGUCUCUACCACCCUCACCACCACCAACCUCCGCCAUCACCCUCACCCUCCAUUUCCCCCUCGCCCAUCGCCAUGACAAUGGGCCGGUACCCCGGCAACAGCCAGGACAAGUUCCCCCAGAUCCCCCUCUCCUCUUCGCAGUCCCAGCAAUACUUCAUGAUGGACCCUUACGGCACCCUCAACGAGCACACACACACUCAUGCCCACACCCACGCACACCAUGGCCACACGCACCACCACUCUGCACUCAAAGUCUCCCGGAGCAACAACGAUGUGAAGUACGCGGCGUCGUCGGCAUGUGUGCCAGUUAGUGGCAGCAGCAAAAUCAGCGGUGGCGGUGUCGUUGGAGGAAGUGGCCCCUUGCUGUCUCUGGGUCUUGUGGACGGGCCCCUUGUGAAGAAAGGGGCAUGGUCGUCAAGCCUAACGGUGAGCAGGGCCAGAGAGGUCUACACCAACAACAGCAGCCACAACCAGCCUCGAGCCAGCGCAGGAGCCAGUAACCUAAACCUAGAUAGAGCUCUAGUCAAAUCUAAGGGCAGUCAGCUGCAGGAGCGCUCUUGCCAUUUCUUACAGGUGCCUCAGGACGAGUGGAGCGGCUUCUCCCCGCUGGGGAAGGAGGACGACAUCCCCUGUCGGAGGAUGAGGAGCGGCAGCUACGUCAAAGCCAUGGCCGAGGAGGACAGCGGGGACUCGGACGGGAGUCCCAAACCCUCCCCCAAGAUGCAGGCCCGCCGGGCCAGCUACCUGAAGGCCACGCAGCCGUCGCUGACUGAGAUGACCACUCUACAGAUCUCCUCGGAGCACUCGCCCAAACUGCAGAUCAGAAGCCACAGUUACCUGCGUGCGGUGAGUGAGGUUUCGAUCAAUAGAAGCCUGGAUACCCUGGAUCCCAAAACCCUCCUCGACCCCAAAUCGCUGCUGUCCUCACCCCAAUACCGCUCACGCAAUGAAAGCUACAUGAGGGCCAUGAGUACCAUCAGUCAGCUGAGUGAGUUGGAGGUGAACGGGCAGAUCGAGCAGGUGUGUGAGCAGGUCUACAGCGCGAUGCAGGCCCAGGCCAUGGAGGCUGCAAUAGACAGCAUGGAAACCAUGGACACGCUGCCAAUGCCCGGGUGCUUCCGGAUGCGCAGCCACAGCUACGUGCGCGCCAUUGACCAGGGCUGCUCGGGGGACGAGGAAGGAGAGGGAGGGAGGCCGCUGCUCCUGCUGCCGUCCUCCCCACCACGCACAUCGGCCACCACCGUCAGGACCAUCCAGAGCAGCACAGUUUCAUCUUGCAUCACCACCUACAAGAAAACCCCUCCUCCUGUGCCGCCCCGAACUUCCACCUGCUCCACAGCGUCCAAGCCCUACAUCUCCAUCACAGCCCAGAGCAGCACAGAGUCUGCACAGGAUGCAUACAUGGAAGAGGAGGGACCCAGAGGUGACAUGACCAUCCAAUCGGGGCUCAGCAACUCUACGGAAAGCAUCGACAGCAUGAAGGCGCUGACAGCCGCCAUCGAGGCGGCUAACGCACAGGUUCAUGGACCAGCAAGUCAGCAUGUCAGUAACAGCGCCAUGACAGUUUGCACCCCCACCCCCUCAGUCCACAGCAGGGGGGCUGUUAUUGAAGACCACCGGGACGUAUAUAGGAAGGAAGCACUUAGGAAGGGCAAAUGUCUCUCCAUCGGCAUCCAGGUGGAUGGACCAGAGGAGGUUCCAGAUCCCGAGGACCCAUCCAAGUUUACCUCUAUAGGGGUGCAAGUGGAGGAUGACAGAGGGUAUCGUCGCUUCCAGCGUUCCAACAGUGUGACAACAGCUGUGCAGGCAGACAUGGACAUACCGGACGCGAUGGACACCCCUUUAGACUCCCCAGACACCGACAUGGAGGUUCUGUCAUCUGGUGCCCUCUCUCGACAAUACUCCCGUGAUGCUGCCACCUCUACUGUCAGCAUCCAGGGCUCAGGGAACCACUACCACGCCUGUGCCUCCGAUGACUACGAUGAUGUGGGCUUUGACCCGUCCAUCCUCCCCCCUCCAGAUCCGUGGAUAGACAGUGUAACGGAUGACUCACUGGAUGUCAACUUCAACAGCUCGGCUAUUCUGGAGGUGGUUCAGCGGUCAGUGUGUCACAGAGAUGGACGCUGGUUUCUGAAGUUGCUGCAGGCAGAGACUGACCGCAUGGAGGGCUGGUGUCGACAGAUGGAGCUUGACCAACAGGACAACGACCUUCCUGAUGAUGUCCUCGGGAAGAUGAGGAGUGCUGUAGGAAGUGCUCAGCUUCUGAUGUCCCAGAAGUUCCAACAGUUCAGGGAGCUGUGCGAGGAGAAUUUGAACCCCAACGCCCACCCCCGCCCUGUGGCAUCCGACCUGGCUGGCUUUUGGGAUAUGCUACAGCUGUCGAUCGAGAACAUAAGCCUCAAGUUUGAUGAGCUUCACCAGAUCAGAGCCAACAACUGGCGACCCCUGGAUCCCCCAGAACGAAAGGAGAGGAGGCUCCCACCUCCAGUGCCAAAAAAGCCACCCAAGGCCCCCCACCACCACCCCCCUCUGGCCAGAGACCGCUCGUUGGAGAGCUCGGAGAAACAGCGGCAGGAGGCCAGGAGGCGACUCAUGGCCGCCAAGAGGGCAGCAUCCGUCCGGCAAAACUCGGCCACGGAGAGCGCCGACAGCAUCGAGAUUUACAUCCCCGAGGCUCAGACAAGGCUAUGAGGACACGCAGUACACGGGGAAACACUGCGCUAUACCAACACAGAGAUGUAUGCUCGUCCACGCCAAGGUGUACGGGUGUAACCAAAUCCCAGUCCUUGUACUUUUUGGAGUGAUUUUCUUCCAGGUUAUAACGAAUCAGAACACAGACCUCAUACACCUGUUAGAGAAAGUUAAUUCAGCUGAUCCUAUCUCUAAUAUUAAGUAGGAGUUCCUUAUUAAUUCAUCAGAUCUCGUCUCAUAAUCAUCAGAUCCAGAAUUUUAUUUAUGAUUGGUUUCAAAAAUACGUCAGAUGGUUGUUUUUAUUUCUUAAUCACAUAUCAAUGAGUGGAGACAGGUGGCUCAAAUGUGUGUUAAGAGCACAAAAAAAAGUAAUUUAUUUAAAUCUUAAUUUCUUCCCAUCACACACACAAUCAUGCAUUAAGGCCCAAUGGUCCCAACCCUCAAGAUAUUAUUGGUAAAGUAACCAGAUAAACUACUGAUACUUUUGCUCAUUAUAGACCCAAAACAGCAGCAGUUCUCCUCAAAUAAAUAAAUGUGUUUCAGAGGUGUUUUUACUCAAAUUCAGGUAAUUUAUGAACUUAAUAAACGCCAUAAACAGAAGCUACUCAGCAAACCUAAACCAAACCAAGUCCACCUAAGAACAACGUGACCCUACACAGGAAGUUUAUAUGGAAAGACACUGCGUGUACACGUCCCAAACUCACCCACCCGGGACGUGUGCUGCAGGGCUCCCCCCUCCCAGGAACUGGUCUGACUUGGGUUGGAUGUUUUAUCUCUGGGUCCUUCGGUUGUGUUACACAUCUACACGUAGGGGAUGGACAAUCGGACACAGACACACAGAGAAACACACAAUCAUCAACAUUGUCAUACGAAAACACUUGAAUUGCAAACUGGUUCUCACUCACAGGGCACGUGGAGCAACAGAGAGGAGGAGGAGAGGCCGCCAUGAUCACUGUUGAUCCUUCAUCUCUCACCCCGUCCCAUCAGUUAUUUAUUGGACUUCAUGUAAUGAUUAGCUGCAGUGUUCUUCCUCUAUAGUGAACCCUCUUAAUAACAGGGAUGAUAUUUUAAAGGAAAUUUGAUUUAUUUAAUUAACUUUUUACCCACCAGUCGAGUAGGAAGCCCAUUUCACCUCAAAUAGGAGUUACAACUUCUUAAAAGCGCUGAUUCCUUUGAUUUGUUUCCAAACCCUCUGAUGUCUGGUGAGGAUUCACCCUCUGGGUUUUAGCAAUUCAGCUUUUGAUGACCAAAACUAUUUUAAAAAGUUGUAAAUAACAUAGUUUUCUUUUAACUCUGUAACAUGGAAAGCCAUCAAGGGAAUUAUAAAGUGCUGAAACUGUCGCCAUGUUUAAUAAUGUUAGGAAAUGAAUUGGUUUGGGUCUGUGUGCGAUCUCCAACUUCACAUGUGAUCUUCAAGUCCGUUCUCCUUGGAUAUUUGAGAUAAUUUGUAUUUUACAGGGUACAUUACAAGCAAUAUUUAGUUGAGAUUGUGGGCUUCAUUGAAAUGUAACACAAUACCCUAUAAUUAAGGGGACAGAAUAAGGCUCUAUUAAAUGUGCAUUGCGGUUUUAUUAUUAUCAUGGCUUCAUUAGACAGAUUCAGUAGUUGUUUAGACGGGCUCCAUGCCAUUUGCUCCAUGCCAUUUUAGAGACAGGAACAGAAAUGACAAUACGGCUGGCUAUAAAUAUUCUAAAAUCUUCUGUUUUUCGACUUCUGAAGAGGUGCAUUAGGCUGAACAGAGUAGUGAAUAUGAAAGGUAGAGUUUUCUUCUAAAACAUAAAUGCAUUGAUUUGUUUAAACUGUUACAAGCAACCUGUACAGACCUAUGUGACGGCCAUUAUAGGUAUUUUUUUUAUUACAGAGGAGUAAUCUCCCCGGAUCUAAAACAUAGUUGUUGUUCCCUACAAAAGCUCUAAUGCACCAUGAUAGACUUGUUAUAUAAAUAUAUACAGUAUCUGUGGUAUAUUUUAUUAAUUUUCUUACAUUUAGUAAUCGUAGCUGUGACAAUACAAUACAAAAAAGAAAUCUAAAGUUGAAAUGUAUUUUUACUUUAAAUUCACCUUUUACCUGGCUAUCCAGCCAGGCCAGUUAUGUCAUUUUUAUAUUGCCAUGGCUAGCAUAGCAAGCUAAACAUAGCUAAUAGUAGAGCAUUGCUUUUGUAGCUGUAAAACAAUAUGUACAUUAAUAAUAUUCUUGAUACUGCAACGUAAAAAUGAAAUCCAGUCUUCGUCAUUUCUGCUCCUGUCAAUUUAAAAGGACUACACGUUAGUCCGUCUACCCUUUUUCCUGACCCCUGAUGAGCCACUAAAGAGUUGCGUCUUCUGCGCCCCCAUCUGUGUCAAGUCUCAGGAAAUAUCCCCGAAGAUGUCACAAGGAUGGCACUUAUCUCACGUUUGGGCUUGGAGAGUUCAAAUUUAGACCCGAAAUUGUUACUAAGUGGAGGCGUGGAGUGAGAAUGCUGUAGGUUUUUCUUCCAGCACAAAGGGUAUUCACAAAAUGAACAUUUGAGUUGCAUUAUGGGAAAUAUAGGCUCCAUUAGUUUGGAACUUGAUCCCCCCCCCCCCCCAGCAUAAAUGUUUGGAUACCUCAGAUGCUUCCAAUUGGACCGCUCCUUUUCAGUCCGUCUCCUAAGAGUCCCACAACUUAAUACAUUAAGCCCAAACACAAACAUAGGCAAGAAGCUAUUAAAAGCACAGCCAGUGUAUGAUUAACUCUGGACAUGUUGUAGACAUUGUUGACGGAUGUGGUCAUGGACGCUUGCUGAUGAGGGUUCUAAAAUGCCACAAGAAGACAUUCCAUUUCAUUCUCCAAAGGGUAAACACACCUGACUUCAACAGACACACAGUAACACAAGAUGAGUUUUUUUGGGCCACUUCAUGUUGUUUAGCUGUGAUAACGCCAUUUGUACUACUACUUAUGCCAACAUUUAUUGUGACAACCUCUUAUAUAACUGCCAUUCAUCUCUCCAGAGCAACACUGGAAGUCAGAUGCAGGAUUCACAGGAUUUGAUCGUACGCUGAUGAUGACCUGUUGUUAAUGAAAGUAUUCAGUAUUUAUAUUCUUCUUUUUAAAGAUCAGUUGUGUGUGUGUGUGUGUGUGUGUGUGUGGGUACGUGUGUGUGUUUGUCAUUUUGUACAGGAUCUAAUUACCUCUGUGUUUAAACAAUGAUGACGGUGACAAUGACCGUGAGCCAUAUUCAAUGUGAAAUACCCUUCUUAUCAAGAGGAAAGGGCCAUACAAAUGCUGAAAGAUUUCUUUAUUUUGUUUCUUUGGGCACUUACUGAAUCAUUUAUUUUGUGUUCCAGUAGCAAGCUUACUGUCUGUGUGUUUGGGAGGAACAGUAGAGCAGGAACAACAUCACACGGGCCGAGGGAAAUGGGAAGAUAUGCACAUUGGGAACCUUUGGUGGAUAUUAGAAGCUUCUCAGAUCAAAGUGUUGAUGACUUUUAGACACAAUGACAAAACAUUAGAAUAGAGGCACGGCCUCAUGGUCUGCCAUUUAAUGUCUGAACCUGAAGAUGGUGUAUCAAAACUGACAGGGAAACCAGAUGGAAUCUGUGAAAGAUCUGGGUAGCCAAUAUUGAAACAACAACUGUUUUUAAAUUUUCAAUUUGUUUGCAUCUGAGCAAUUACAUUAAAACUGCACUUAAAGAAUUCAAAUGUUAUGUUUGAAAAUGCACAAUUAAGAAAGGUCAACACAACUUGAAUUCAAAAAAUGGAAUGAAACUAAAAUUGGGAGAAACUGUCUUACCGAAACAUAAGAGUAAAACGGCAAAAUGGAUUUUAGUUUGCUUUAGUUAUGUUUUAUUUGUACUAUAAAAACUGCAUUGAAAAAAGCAAAGGAAAUAAAAUAAUAUACAUUUUUUAAACCACCAUGUAAAACAUAACUAAAGGAAAAUAGAAGACAAGCCAAAUCAUUCAAUUCGAAAGUAAUAAUCAAAAUGUGUUGAGAUGUGUGUGGGAAACGUGGAAAUCCAUUCACAGAACAUAGAAGCAUCACGUUCUCUUUCCUGCAUCAGGAGUUUCCUAUGUCAUGAAAUUUGACUUUUUAAUAAUAUGAAACACUUCAAGUGGAGUUAUUCAUAUCAAUUAAUCAUAUUGAUAUAAUCAGCAACCAAAACCUGAUUGGAUGCCAGUUUCACACCACCAUGAUUUCAAUGGAAUUACAUUCCCAUUUUAAAUGCAACCUUUAUACAUGCCACGUCUAAACGAUUAAUAACAUUGUAUUACAAUUUGGUCACAUGAUGCACAAAAACAUUUUAAAAUAAAAACAUUUUAUUUUAUCCUUUGGCAGUUUUGGCCUUUCACAGGGGACAACCUUGGAUGUAAUGCUGCUGCUUUUCCUCAGGAAGAGAUGGGAAAUGUGGUCUAUAAAAUCAGGGUCUCCCAGACAUGUUGGUCUGUUUUUCAAACUGAGUGUGCGGGUGUGUGCAAGUGUCUAUGUGUUAUAACGUUUGUAUGCAGUCCAUUUGUAAAUAUAACCAUUAUGGAAGAUGCACCGUGUGUGUGUGUGUGUGUGAGGUCUCUUUAAAGUGCUUCCUGAGUACCUUGUUUUCUAUGUUGGGCCUUUCCUCAGUACGGUCUAGUAGCCUCAUCGACUCAUUCUGUACAUUAACUCUCCACUCGUGUUUGUACAGCAAUCGUUUGAGGGUAUUUCAUGACGCAUGCAGACACAAUAUUAGUAUUUAUGAAUCUAUAUCUAAGUUUGGAACAUGUAUUUGGUUUAUUUUUGCUCUUAUUUAUUGAUUUAUUUUUUAACUAUGACAUUCUGUUGUAGUGGUCUGUCAUGCUCUUCUGGUCUUACGUUGUAUUGUAAAGAGAUGAUUAUACGUCCAUAAAUAUUGAUGAACCCAUAAUAAAAUUAAAUAUCAACUCUUC